AUGAGUAAGUAUUUGCAGAAAUAUGAACAAUUCAUCGAAGUGUUUGAAAGGUUAUUUCACAUAAAACUUAGCGAUCCAAUUGAAGAAGUUUUCAAUUCCAUACAAUCUAUUCUGAUUUCAAAGUAUAAAUUGCAUAAAUCUGACCUCAUUUUUAGCUUAAUCCAAGCAAUUCAGUUCAACUAUCGAUCCAUCCAGAGCUACAUCAAAAUUAUAAACUUAAUCUUAUCUGAACUUUCACUUUCAGGCUCAGAUAUCAAAAUAAUAAUAGAUGAUGCAGAAGCGUUUAACUUAUCUAUUGACAAAACUACUGAUGGAAUAUACCAAAUCAGUCCAUACAAAUUUUUCCCAACUGAAGAUGAUCUUCACUACAUUAUUAUGUAUGACCAAAUCGAUAAAUUUAAAGAAUAUGCUGCUCAACAAUCCUUGGAAGACAUUGAAUUAUAUAGUGUUUACUCCCGCUUUUCUCCUAUCGAAGCUUCAUGCUAUUACGGUUCAGUGAACAUAUUUAAUUUCAUCCGUUCAAAUUUAAAACAAGAAAUAACUCAAUCUUGCCUUGAGUACUCCUUUAUUGGCGGAAAUACUGAUAUAAUAAAUGAAUGCUUAAACAGCAAAAAAUAG
Molecule: messenger RNA, 618 nt
Organism: Trichomonas vaginalis G3
Lineage: Eukaryota; Parabasalia; Trichomonadida; Trichomonadidae
Product: spectrin binding
Exons: 1
Coding region: 1-618 (205 amino acids)
Source: RefSeq, a predicted model, not a curated record